Brettanomyces nanus is the source of this 1044-nucleotide messenger RNA. RefSeq lists its product as uncharacterized. Gene Ontology annotation, biological process: transmembrane transport. The transcript has a single exon. Lineage: Eukaryota; Fungi; Ascomycota; Pichiomycetes; Pichiales; Pichiaceae. Bases 1 to 1044 code for a protein of 347 amino acids. The record is from RefSeq and is a predicted model, not a curated record.
AUGGUAUAUUCCUCGGAGAAUGUGACGAGGUCGGCCUCGGAUGACUCCCUACACAGUUCCGGGGUCAAGAUCGACGGUGAAAAAUUAUCGUCGAAGAGUGGGAUCUUGGAACCUGUGAUUCGGUUCUUGAAAAAAGAGCCGGAACUCUCGUUGUUAUGUGGUGGUAUUGCAGGCGCACUUUCUAGAACAUCGGUGUCUCCUAUAGAACGUGUCAAAGUUUUAUAUCAGAUCCAGGGAUCUACCAAGUCGUAUACGAGAGGUACCCUUUCCACAGUAUUCCAGAUCUGGAAGGAAGAAGGCUACAAAGGACUAUUCAGGGGAAACGGUAUUAAUUGUAUUCGAAUAUUUCCCUAUUCGGCAAUUCAAUACAGUGUGUAUAUGCAAUUAAAGGACUGGAUUGGUAGAAAAAAUGGAGGACAAUUUGGAGACAGUUCAAUAUCAGUCGCUGAUAAGCUUUUUGCAGGAAGUAUAGCAGGGUUAGUCUCGGUAUUGGUCACCUAUCCAAUGGAUCUUGUGAAGACAAGGUUGUCGAUUCAAACUGCGAAGUCUUUGAAGAACCUCAAUGAAGAUUUACUACCUUCAAAGCCCAUACUAGGUAUGUGGGGGUCUUUGAAAGACAUUUACAAGAACGAGGGUAGAUUCCGGGCUUUAUACAGAGGUAUCAUACCAACUUCCCUGGGUGUGGCGCCUUAUGUGGCACUCAAUUUUACUAUAUAUGAGAGCAUGAAGGACGCUGUGGGUAUCGAUUAUAGAGAUAACCCAGUAUUAAUCCUUACAUUUGGAGCUCUCAGUGGAGGUAUAGCUCAGACAAUAGUUUAUCCAUUCGACAUUCUUCGCAGAAGAUUUCAGGUCGCAACACUUCAAGGAGGUAAGAUGGGAUUCCAAUACACAUCAAUAUGGCAUGCUAUAACCAGUAUUGUGGCCAAAGAAGGCUACCUAGGAUUGUAUAAGGGAUGGCAAGCCAAUUUGUGGAAGAUCAUGCCUAGUAUGGCUGUUCAAUGGGCCAGCUAUGACUUGAUCAAGAAGUUUAUUGUAGGUAUGUGA